CUCACUGAGACUCUCCCGAGCUGCUUCUCACAGGACCGACACUCUAAGCAGCCUCUCCCAGGACUCUCUCGCCACGCAGCCUCUCCCAGGACUGUCUCCCUGCGCAGCCUCUCCCAGGACUCUCUCGCCACGCAGCCUCUCCCAGAACUCUCACAUUGAGCAGCCUCUCCCAGAACUCUCACAUUGAGCAGCCUCUCCCAGGACUGUCUCGCUACGCAACCUCGCCCAGGACUUUCACAUUGAGCAGCCUCAUGUAUAGCUCUUUCCCAGGACACUCUCUCAGAACUUUCACACUUAGAAGCCUCCCCAAGGACUUUAACACUACACAGCCACUCCCAGGGCUCCAACACUGCAAAUCCUCUCCCAGGACUCUAACACGGCAAAGCCUCUCCCAGGACUCUAACACAUCAAAGCCUCUUCCAGGACUCUUACACUUAGCAGCCUCUCCCAGGACUCUAACACUGCAUAGCCUCUCCCAGGACCUUAACAUUGCACAGCCUCUCCAAGGACUCUAACACUGAGCAGCCUCUCCCUGAACCUACAUACUCUCCCAGGACUCUUAUACUUAGCAGCCUCUCCCAGGACUCUAACACUGCAUAGCUUGUCCCAGGACCUUAACAUUGCACAGCCUCUCCCAGGACUCUAACACUGCAUAGCUUGUCCCAGGACCUUAACAUUGCACAGCCUCUCCCAGGACUCUAACACUGCAUAGCUUGUCCCAGGACCUUAACAUUGCACAGCCUCUCCCAGGACUCUAACACUGAGCAGCCUCUCCCAGGACUCUAACAUUGCACAGCCUCUCCAAGGACUCUAACACCGAGCAGCCUCUCCCAGGACCUACAUACUCUCCCAGGAUUGACACAUGAUGGCCUCCUCCCAUGAUCAACACCUGCUGCAGCCUCUCCUGGUUUUGUCUCUGGAUGGAGCCUCUCCCAGUCCCAACAAGGCUUUACUGAGCUCAGCCCAUGUACAAGUCUUCUCCAUAUCUAAGUCACGCACAAGCCUUUCCUGUGGCCCCUCCUACACCCAAGCCUUUCCUUUGGCCCCUCCUACUCUCAAGCCUUGACCUGGGCCUCAGAAUCCUUCCCUGGAUCCAACUGACUCUCAAGACCCUACUGAGUAGCCUAUCAGGAUAUUUGUUAAAGGAGAAUUUGCCAUUUGGGCAGAGACGUUUCCACUUGUGGCUCAGGGUCUGCCGGCUGAGAGCUUUGCGACCGACGCUGGGUUAAGGUGGUCUCCGGGAAGAUGCUGAGGUGCCCGUUGGUGUUGGUCCUGCUGUCCCUGUCCUGCACGGCUCAGGAGGGGAGAGGGGGCUACGGGAUGAACAUGUUUUCCAUCCAGACGUCUCAGCCGGACCCCUGCUACGACGAGAACGGCAACCCGAGAAGGUGCAUCCCGGACUUUGUCAACUCAGCCUUCGGCAAAGAGGUGCGGGUGUCCGGCACGUGCGGGAAGCCCCCGUCCAGAUACUGCGUGGUGACGGAAAAAGGCGAAGAUCGCUUCCGCAACUGUCACAUUUGCAAUACGUCUGACCCCAAAAGGGCUCAUCCGCCUUCCUUCUUAACCGACCUCAACAAUCCCCACAACCUGACUUGCUGGCAGUCGGAGAACUAUAUCCAGUACCCCCAAAAUGUCACCCUGACCCUCUCCCUAGGGAAGAAGUUCGAGGUCACGUACGUGAGCCUCCAGUUUUGCUCCCCGAGACCCGAAUCCAUGGCUAUCUUUAAAUCUAUGGACUACGGCAAGUCGUGGGUACCAUUUCAGUUCUACUCGACCCAGUGCCGAAAGAUGUACAACAAACCCAAUAAAGCCAUCAUCACCAAGCAGAAUGAGCAGGAAGCCAUCUGCACGGACUCCCAUACGGACAUGCACCCUCUCUCCGGGGGACUCAUCGCCUUCAGCACCCUGGAUGGGAGACCGUCCGCUCAUGACUUUGACAACUCCCCUGUCCUCCAAGACUGGGUGACGGCCACGGACAUCAAGGUGGUUUUCAGCCGGCUCCACACUUUUGGGGAUGAGAACGAAGACGACUCGGAACUGGCCAGGGACUCCUAUUUCUACGCCGUCUCGGACCUCCAGGUGGGGGGGCGAUGCAAGUGCAAUGGCCACGCUUCCAGGUGUGUCAAGGACAGAGACGACAACUUGGUGUGUGACUGCAAACACAACACGGCGGGGCCCGAAUGUGACCGAUGUAAACCCUUCCACUACGACCGACCGUGGCAGCGAGCGACAGCGCGAGAAGCCAAUGAGUGUGUGGCCUGUAACUGCAACCUGCACGCCCGGCGCUGCCGAUUCAACAUGGAGCUGUUCAAACUGUCAGGGCGGCGGAGCGGCGGUGUCUGUCUAAACUGCCGGCACAACACAGCGGGGCGGCACUGCCACUACUGCAAGGAGGGUUACUACCGGGAUAUGACCAAACCCAUCACCCACAGAAAGGCCUGCAAAGCCUGCGAUUGCCAUCCGGUGGGUGCGGCCGGCAAAACCUGUAAUCAGACCACGGGGCAGUGUCCUUGCAAAGAUGGCGUGACUGGCAUAACGUGCAAUCGAUGUGCCAAGGGCUACCAACAAAGCCGCUCGCCCAUUGCCCCCUGCAUAAAGAUUCCCGUGGUCCCUCCUACAACGGCAGCCAGCAGCAUGGAGGAGCCGGCAGACUGCGACGCCUACUGCAAGGCAUCCAAGGGCAAGCUAAAGAUCAACAUGAAGAAGUACUGCAAGAAAGAUUACGCCGUGCAAAUCCACAUCCUAAAGGCGGACAAAGCCGGAGACUGGUGGAAGUUCACGGUCAACGUCAUCUCCGUGUACAAACAGGGCACCAACCGCAUCCGGCGGGGCGACCAGAACCUGUGGAUCCGGGCCAAGGACAUCGCCUGCAAAUGCCCCAAGCUGAAGCCCACCAAGAAGUACCUGCUCCUGGGCAACGACGAGGACUCGCCCGACCAGAACGGCGUGGUGGCAGAUAAGAGCAGUUUGGUUAUUCAGUGGCGGGACACGUGGGCACGGCGGCUCAGGAAGUUCCAGCAGAGGGAAAAGAAGGGCAAAUGCAAGAAAGCUUAGGGGGCAACGGGGCAAACGACCCUCGGGAGAGAAGAGGGAGGACCGUACCCGCUGCCCCUCUAGGUCCCAAGCGAUAGGAUUUUCCAUUAGAAACUGUGGUUUUUUUUAUUUUUACAUUUUUUAUUUUUAUUUUUCCCAGAACUUGCGCUUCCCGGGUGUUUCUGGGAGAAUCCUUAGAGGGUCACUUAUACGUGAGACUGACACGCGUGCACCUAAUAUGUAGAGUUGUUAUUCACAGACGCACGAGAGGGGGGGUCCCACACAGAGAUCCCGCCCACGGGGCACGAAAGCCACGCCCCCCCUCUCUCUAUUGCCCUUCCGAGGGUCGCAAGCGCUAGGCCGGCGAGAGAUUUAACAUUUAAAGUAUGUAUAUCAUUGAAAUAACGGUUUUUUUUUAAGAGAAAGUCUUUAUUUUGUGUAUUUGUAUGUGUGUAGCCCCCUAGGGCCCCCCCAGCUGUACAUAGACUUAUACAGCGUUACCCGGCCAGUGUUGCCCCGCAGGGUAUCUGUAUACUGGUUGCUAUAGAGACACAGACACUACUAACGCCUAUUGGUAAUAAGGAUUUCAGUGCCAUUCCUGCCCCGGGGGCUAAAGUGCCGGGGCGCCCCCUUAGGGAUGGGGUUUAUUUUUGUAUUUUUUAUUGUGACCCCCAUUCCCACCCUGCACUGUUCCUUCUCCAGACUCCCCCGUACCCCCCCCAUGUUAGCAGCAUAAAACUGUAAUAUCACAAAAGCAAAGAAUGUUCCUCAA
Molecule: messenger RNA, 3805 nt
Organism: Xenopus tropicalis (tropical clawed frog)
Lineage: Eukaryota; Metazoa; Chordata; Amphibia; Anura; Pipidae
Gene: ntn1
Product: netrin 1
Exons: 7
Coding region: 1246-3054 (602 amino acids)
Biological process (GO): animal organ development; plasma membrane bounded cell projection organization; cell migration
Cellular component (GO): neuron projection; extracellular region
Source: RefSeq, a predicted model, not a curated record